Molecule: messenger RNA, 1566 nt
Organism: Penicillium samsonianum
Lineage: Eukaryota; Fungi; Ascomycota; Eurotiomycetes; Eurotiales; Aspergillaceae
Product: M14 family metallopeptidase
Exons: 2
Coding region: 1-1566 (521 amino acids)
Biological process (GO): proteolysis
Molecular function (GO): metallocarboxypeptidase activity; zinc ion binding
Source: RefSeq, a predicted model, not a curated record
AUGCGUCUUUUUUCUCCCAUAUUGGUCGCGUCGACCUUGAUCCCUCUUAUCUCCGCCGUCCCCGCUGGUUCAAGCAUCACCCCACCGCCACCGCUGCUGCCUUCCCACCUCACUCAUUCCAACCCACGCCCAUGGGGUCGACUCCGCGACUGGGUAAUUGGCUCGAUAUGGGAUAUUGAUCACAAACGUUGCUCUUCAAAACAUUCGUCGCCACCGUCAAACAUUCACGAUCGGUAUGGCAGUGAUGUCGUCCUCCGCUUUCAUUUGCGCCAGCCGGGUGAGGCAGAAGCAUUGGCUUCCGCCUCGCAAGUGCUGUUUUUGGACAUUUGGGCCAUAACCUCCAAGUUCGUAGAUAUUAGACUUGCAGAUGACAUGAUCCCUUCCUUGUUGGACCUACUACCUUUAACACUCCGCACCUCCUACACCCCCCUCAUGGACAACCUCGCCGACGAGAUAUACGCUUCUUACCCUUCACGUCACCGUGCCAACUCAGACUUCAGAUCAGGGAUUGCAUCGGCUGAACUGAAGACGAUAUCGAACGGCGACUUAUUCUUCCAAGAAUACCAGCCGCUCUCCGUCAUUACGCAAUGGAUGCGCUUGAUGGCAUCAAUGUUCUCCUCUCACGUACAGAUGACCAGCGUGGGAGUCUCCUACGAAGGUCGCGAUAUCCCCGCAUUGCGACUUGGCACCUCUCCCGACACCGAAACCAGAUCGGGCCCUCGCAAGACAAUCGUCAUCGUCGGCGGUACUCACGCCAGGGAAUGGAUCAGUACCUCCACGGUAACAUAUGUCGCAUACAGCCUCAUCACGCAUUACGGCUAUUCACCCGCAGUAACACGGCUGCUGCACGAGUACGACUGGGUUUUAAUCCCAACCCUCAAUCCCGACGGAUACGUCUACUCAUGGGAGUCAGACCGUCUGUGGCGCAAGAACCGCCAGCCAACUGGUCUUCCAUUGUGCCCGGGCGUUGAUCUAGACCGCGCCUGGGACUACGAGUGGGACGGCGAGUCGACUCGCUCGAACCCGUGUUCAGAGAACUACGCUGGCGCAGAACCAUUCGAAGCACUCGAAUCGCAUCGUCUGGCGCAGUGGGCUCAAAAUGAGACCGCGCAUGGCCGCGCUGAGAUCGUAGGCUUCGUCGACUUACACUCCUACUCCCAGCAGAUUCUAUACCCUUACUCAUACUCCUGCUCGGCCGUGCCCCCCACCCUCGAGAGCCUUGAGGAGCUAGCGUUGGGUCUGUCCAAGGCAAUCCGUCAGACUUCCCAUGAAUCGUAUGACGUUACCUCGGCGUGCGAGGGGGUUCUCACUAAUGGGAUGUCAUCGGGCGGCAGCGCGUUGGAUUGGUUCUACCAUAAGCUGCACGCCAAGUUCUCGUACCAGAUCAAACUCCGCGACCGCGGUAGUUACGGGUUCCUUUUGCCUUCGGAGCACAUUGUCCCAACGGGCAAGGAGAUUUUCCAUGCUUUGUUGACAUUCGGUAAGUUUGUCUGGGGUGAGGAGGCGUUGGAUAUCAGUUUUGAGGACUUGAUGGGCGAUCAGAUACCUCUAGCCGACGGCCGGUAG